GGUGGCGGCGGCGGUAGCUGCGCCGCAGCGGGGCCAGGGCGCGCGGGGCGCGUGGAGAAGGGGCCCCAGCGGCCGGGACGCCAGAGCGGCGUGCGGCGCGGCGCGGCCCGGGACCAUGUCCCCCGGGAGCAAAGUGAAGAGCGAGUACAUGAAGCGCUACAAGGACCCGCGGUGGGACAUGUACGGACCCUGCUACCGCGAGCUGCUGCACUACCGCCUGAGCCGCCGGCUGCUGGAGCAGGCGCACAACCCCUGGUUCUGGGAAGACUGGGGCCAGGCCAGCACCUCGGAUGACUCGUCGUCGUCGGGCGGCGGGGGCUCCCCGUGCCCCGCGCCCCGGGAAGCUCCGGCCUCGCCCCCGCCGCCCUCUCCGCCCAGGCCCGCGGCGCAGGAGAGGCGGGAGAGGCCGGAGAGCGGCGCGGCGCCAGAGCCGGAGGCCUUGGGGGGAGAGAUCCGGGACGCCGGCGCCGCGGAUUCCCCGGCAUUAUCAGUGAAAGAAGUAGAAGAAAAGCAUGAACAACAAAUUGAAACAAAAGAAACUGAUAAAUUACCCAACAGUACUGAACCUCGACAACAUCGAAGUGCCUUAUUUGCUAGAGGAAAUAGAAAAGCAGUCAAAAGUCCUCAAAGAUCAUCAAUUAAAAUAAAAGAAAACAAACAUCCAUUUGCUCUUUACGGAUGGGGAGAAAAACAGACAGAUACAGGAAGCCAAAAAACUCAUAAUGUCUGUGCUUCUGCCCCUGUGCAUGAGAUUCAUGAGUCAGCAUUACGAGCCAAGACCAGAAGACAGGUGGAAAAAAGGAAACUAGUUGCUCAAAGGCAACGUGCUCACUCUGUGAAUGUGGAGAAAAAUAUAAAGGUUAAAUCUUCUUCCUCAGAUAAUCCAUGGAUGACAGAAUACAUGAGAUGCUAUUCGGCAAGAGCUUAAAGAAACAGUUGCUUGGACAUCCUCUUUUAAAAAGUGUAAAAGAAAAAAACAGAACAACCAUCAAAAGAAACUGGACAUGGGUUUAAGAAACCAACUGAUUAUGCAAGGUUUUUCUUAGGGAAUUUCCAAAUGAUUGUCAAAUAUUUUGAUGAAUCUUGGCCACCUACCUCAGCAGUAGGACAGACAGUUGAAGCCAUAGACAUUUGAAGUUAUUUAUGAAGAUGAUUCCCUAAAUCUUUGAUAUUCUUAUAAAGGUUUUGUUUUAAAGCAUCUUAAUCUUUUAAGAUACUGACACCAAAUGCCUUUAAAUGGCUAUGGAUGCUUAACAGAUUUAGUCUUGUUCUGAAUUAACUAUUCAAACUCCAUAGCUAAUAAGAUCAUUCCGUCUUGCAACAUAAGACUCAUUUUCUUUAUGUGCA
Messenger RNA from Choloepus didactylus (southern two-toed sloth), 1347 nucleotides. RefSeq names its product centriole, cilia and spindle-associated protein-like. The transcript has a single exon. Lineage: Eukaryota; Metazoa; Chordata; Mammalia; Pilosa; Megalonychidae. The record is from RefSeq and is a predicted model, not a curated record. Bases 116 to 928 code for a protein of 270 amino acids. Gene Ontology annotation, molecular function: microtubule binding. Gene Ontology annotation, cellular component: spindle; ciliary transition zone; ciliary basal body. Gene Ontology annotation, biological process: regulation of mitotic spindle assembly.